Messenger RNA from Baudoinia panamericana UAMH 10762, 1446 nucleotides. RefSeq lists its product as uncharacterized. The record is from RefSeq and is a predicted model, not a curated record. NCBI's taxonomy places the organism in Eukaryota, Fungi, Ascomycota, Dothideomycetes, Mycosphaerellales, Teratosphaeriaceae. The transcript has 2 exons. Bases 1 to 1446 code for a protein of 481 amino acids.
AUGCUCGAUGUCCAUCGUCCAGACUCGCCAUCACCAAGUGUUACGCCUUCCUUGGCACUCGAUGCGGUUCCAUCGCUGGACCGCUCAGUCUCAACGCCUUCAAGCUCAACAACAUCAAACUCUUCGAUCCGGUCACGACAGUCGCGGCUCUCAGAUGGUGCCACCUCAUUUGUCAGGAGAAGAGGAUAUGUGCGACCGCAGGGCACCACGUUCGCGGACUCCGCUCGCAACAGAGAUAGCGUGAUGAGCCUAGGAUCUAUUGCGCACAUGCAGUACUACUUUGCUCGAACAGGGUUGCUUGAUGGCAAAGGAGCUCAGCUCGCCAAGGAUACGGAGCGCAAGCGGAGCAUUAGCAACAAGGAGAAUCUGGAGCCAGCUGUACUAUGUGUAAAUGAGCUCGGUGCUUCCUCGCCGUCGAUGUACGAUAGCACAUCUAGCUGUGCCCCACAAAUGCUCCCGCCUACGGUAAGCACCUACAAGGUCAGGCCUUCCUACUCCGAGCCUUUGCCAGACCUUCCCGUACUGAGGCGAGAGCUCAAGGAGGCGCUUCAGGACGCCUGCAAAGUCAUUGAGGAGUCGCAGAAGCAGCAAACCGGAGACGAGACCGACGGCUUCCACGAAAUCCAAGGUCUGCAUAUCCUCGACAUCAUCACAUUGGCGAUACGGGCUGCGAAGAAUUACUACACGUCCCACGAGCAUCCGACUAAGCUGUACGCAAUUAGAUCCGAAAGACAAAUUCGGGCAGACUUGUAUGCGAUCCUGGAGAUCUUGAAGCGCAUGGCAAGCCGCAACUUCCGCGGCGGAAUGCGACUAGACGAGCUGACUGGCAUUAUCGUUUGGAUAGAGAGCAUUGACAAGCUUCUCAAGAGAGAAGAGCAACAAGAGCAAGCGGAAGCCGCAGAGAGGGAGCUGUGGUCUUGGCAGCAAGAUGGUGGUUGGACGGGACGCCAGCGACAGCGAGAGUGGCUUUUCUUGAGGUCCUUCGAUGAGGAAAACCCCUCCUUGCCGCAAUGGCCCGAGUUCAGCGAAACCGAAACGUUGCCGAAUGACUUCUUGCGCGCUCUCGCUGACGGCCAGCGGCUGGUCAAGCUACAUAACACGCUAGUGAAAAGGUCGAAGCAGCAUUUCGAUCUGAUCAAAACGUGGCAUAACGACGUCAGCAAACCGUACAGAAGGGCGGAGAACUUGCGAUACUGGAUCAAAGCCUCAGAGCUGCGCUGGGAGAUCAAAUUGGAUGUACCGGUCUCCCAUAUUGCCAACGACAAGCCUGACGAUACGGCGUGGCGAAAUUUCGAGGACGCUAUUCUUCGCUGGUGUUCAGGUGUCAGGGAACAUCUGAUCGAAGAAUGGCGACAAGAGACACGUCCUAGAAAGAAAGAGCCUCCGAUGCUGAGGAUUGAAGUGCCUGACAAUGGCCGGGAAGCAUUGCCUGAUGCAUUACCUUAG